CAAGAAACUCAAGCUGAAAAAACUUGCAAAAAUAUGGUGUCCAAGAAUGUAAUUUCCAUUGUCACAUUGCUUGUCUACUUGGUUGCAUCUCGUGCAAUUUUCCAGCAAGCAAGUGCAGCGGGAGAGUGUGGAAGAACUCCGAUUAAUGCCGCCGCAACCAGCUUAAGCCCUUGCUUAGGUGCUGCUCGUAAUGCUAGAGCUAGGGUAACCCCAAUUUGCUGUGGAAAAGUUAAUGCAUUGAUCAGAACUGCACCAAGAUGCCUCUGUGCUGUUCUGCUUUCACCUUUGGCAAGAAAAGCUGGCAUUAACCCUGCUGUUGCCAUCACUAUUCCCAAAAGAUGCAAUAUCAGAAACAGGCCUGCUGGGAAGAAAUGUGGACCUUAUACGGUGCCAUAAAUCAAGAGCCAACGCACAAGAAGCUGAACAAUCUUAUACGGUGACUUCAGAUGGAUGAUGUUUAAUAAAAGUGGUGCUUGUUGCGGAAAAAAAAUUUUAUUGCUAAAAAAAAGUGGUGCUUUGUUUUGAAAAAAUAAAAGGGUUGCUUCUCUAGUGGGUCAUAUGUUACUGCAAUGAUCCAAGUCAAUGGCAACCUUCUUGUGUUGAAUUUCUAUGUAACUCUCUUUCAGUUAUAAUGAUAAUUUAAUGGUUUCUCUUGUCCAUUGCUAUA
Coffea eugenioides is the source of this 667-nucleotide messenger RNA. Its product is annotated as non-specific lipid-transfer protein 1. The record is from RefSeq and is a predicted model, not a curated record. The transcript has 2 exons. Gene Ontology annotation, biological process: systemic acquired resistance. Bases 34 to 396 code for a protein of 120 amino acids. Gene Ontology annotation, molecular function: fatty acid binding. NCBI's taxonomy places the organism in Eukaryota, Viridiplantae, Streptophyta, Magnoliopsida, Gentianales, Rubiaceae.